Messenger RNA from Cantharellus anzutake, 1008 nucleotides. RefSeq lists its product as uncharacterized. The record is from RefSeq and is a predicted model, not a curated record. The transcript is spliced from 3 exons. The coding region runs from base 1 to 1008 and encodes 335 amino acids. NCBI's taxonomy places the organism in Eukaryota, Fungi, Basidiomycota, Agaricomycetes, Cantharellales, Hydnaceae.
AUGCGUACCCAGAAUGCCCCCAUCAAGAGGGUGCAUCGUGUAGAUGACAACUCUCAUCCACACCCUGGACCAGCCAAACUGGCCCAUCCUCAAGUACCUGUUGCUGACCCAACAGUGAGCCAUAGGGUCCAAUCUAAUACAUCCAAUCCCGAGUCGGGAAAAGAGCAGGCACUGCGUCACCCCCUCCUACCACUCGAAUAUUCAUGGUUCCGGCUACCUAGCCAGAAUCGUUCUCCUUCUCCUGGGACAUGGAGAAACAUACCCAUCCCAGGUUCCUUCCACACCAACGACUUCGCCAUCGUCAAUGUGAACGGGUUUAAAUUCAUGGUUGACCUCAAGUGGAUCAACCAGCAGGUUGGGGCAGCUGGGGUUAUCGAUGAUGCCCCAGGCGAUGUUUGUGACCUUCAUGCUUGUUACUUCGAGCUGAAAUUCAAGGGCAGAAGGAAUCCUUCUGUGGAUGACUUUGACAAGAGGUAUGGGUACAUCCAAAGGACUCCCGAAAUUCUCAAUGAGGCAGGGAUGAAGUACAUCCUGCUGUCGUUGUGGAGGCAUCAUCCCUCCAAUGAGGCAAGGGCUUGUAGGGUGGCCAAUAUGACUGCCUUCAAAUUCUCGAAACUGCAUGUGGGCGACUACCCCAUACCUCCUCCCCCUCCAUCACAGUCAGGGCACUUCAUGCCUGAACCAGCUCCACCUGCGCCUCCACAAAAGAUGCAGGUUUCUCUCUCUCAAUUAAUGGAUGGCAACUAUGGCCAUCUACCUGCCACCAUGCGUCCUCCCACCCCACUGCUUAUCCCCGAUGAGGAUGAGGAUAUGAAGAGUGAUGGCAAGGCGACUAGAGGGUCAGUCGAUGAGGCUGCUCCUCUUCCUGAACAACGUUUCCCUGCUGUGAUCUGGUCUGAGACCGAGGCUGCUGUUGCUGGUCCUUCUGUCAGAGUCGGGCAGACUGUCAGAGUCGGAAUACUGUCAGAAGACGGAUUGGGUUUCUGUCUGAGUUGGGGUCGGAGGUGA